Gadus chalcogrammus (walleye pollock) is the source of this 1507-nucleotide messenger RNA. RefSeq lists its product as uncharacterized. The transcript is spliced from 4 exons. The record is from RefSeq and is a predicted model, not a curated record. Lineage: Eukaryota; Metazoa; Chordata; Actinopteri; Gadiformes; Gadidae. The coding region runs from base 155 to 1507 and encodes 450 amino acids.
GAUAAGAGAGACAGAGAGAAGAGACUGGAUGAGAAGAGCACUGGAGAGAGGAAUUAAGAGAAUCUGAACAGAAGAACGAGAGUGGAUCGAAGAGAAAUGCAGACGUUAAAUGCUGUUGAAGAACCUCCGCAUCUAAAAACCCUGUAUCAUCGUCAUGGAAGACCCUUCAACCACCAAACAGGCCAACACCCAUCCACCCCACCACCACUUCAGCCUAACCCGUCUCCAGAGCCCCCGGCCCGGGUACGCCUCCACCACCUGCCGCUCCCCCUCGGACCCCCUCCUGGAGCCAGGAAGCAGCGCAGAACACCCACCGCAGUCCUCCACCACCUUCCCCACCUCCAGCCCUUCCUGGAGGGGCGUGGAGCACGCCGCAGCCGGGAGGGGGCUCCACCACGGGAGCAGGAACGGUCUGAGUGACGACGGUGACUUAGGGGACCCCCUGGUCCACGAGUGGUCCGACGGCAUUCGGGCGAAGGAGGCCUGGGACGGCCGGGGGAGCUGCGGGAGUUCGACGAGCGAGUUUUACGGGAAAGACUAUUACUGCCGCUACGCGGACCGGGCUUUCCACGAGAGGAACGUCGGCGUCGGCGUCGACGUGGAGGGCGAACGAGACGCCCGGGACAGUUUCGACAUGGUGUUCCACGACGACGGCGGCGACAAACCGGCCUACGGUCGCUCCGAUAGCUUCGAGGUCAGCUACGAGACGGUGUACGAUAAGGACGCCCACAGCGCCCUCCCGGUGAGCCACCCCCCGUUCUACGGCAUGGACGCGUUCAGACAGAGCAGCGCGGAGGAGGGCAGCGCCGACGGCCAGCCCGGCCUCCACCACGGCUACCCGGGAAGGGUGGAGGACCCGGGUUCGAGCCAGAGCUCCGGGGAAGGUCGAUCCUCCCAGGUCCCGGAAUGCGGGGACGGCGGUUGGCGGGGCGGCGAGGGCUGGGACCCGCAGGGCGCGGCGGCGGCGCUCAAAGCGCCGCCCGUGACCAACGGGAGGUAUCCUCAGAGGCUGGACUCCUUCUCCGAGGCCUUCCAGCCGUACCGCCGGAGGGGGCUGCUCGCGGUCGCCGAGGGGGAUCCCGCCGGCCGCCACGCGAGGUUCGAGGCGGGACGGGGCGAGUUCGCGGGCUGGGUGGCGGACAGCGGCCAGGGCUGUCGGCACGGCCCCCCUUUGGACCCCUACGGCCCCGCUCACUCCUUCUUCCCCUCCCACCCGUCCCUCCCCACCCUCCCCUCCCCUCCGUCCCAGCCCAUGCCCUCGGUCCUCAGCCCCCCCCCCACCCCCUUGCCCCCCUCCUCGCUGUCGCCCUCCCAAGGGGAGUGUCCGCAUCCGUUCUCCACGGCCGCGGGCCAGAGGGAGGGGGAGUACAACUUUUAUGGAAGCUUCAGGGACUGCCCCAUUGCUACCCACAGCAGUCAUGUGACCACAGGGCCGUCACCGAUGGCAAUCACAGACCUCACCACGGCGAAGAGGGCCAAGGCCUCUCAGAACAUCAAAGUGUCCUAA